AUGGAGCUGGGCUCCUACUCAAGCUCGUCGCGCGCUACCCAUGCAGAGACCGAGAGUCCAUACGACUCCGACAAAGUCACACCACAAGUGCCUAAGGACCCUUUCGAGGUUGAGGCGUUCAUUCAAGAGACAGGGAAGGCGCCUGAGCCAUGGCACAGAAGGCUCCUGGAGAGAUUAGCUCCGAGAUACCCUCGAGUCGCCCGUGUAGUUCGGUACGUACAGGGGCCCCGCCCGAAAGUAGACGUGCCAGAUCCGGUACCUUUCCUGAAUCUCACCCUGUACACUGGUCGCCGCUCGCGCAGCCUUGCGCUCGAGCCAUUCCUCCUCCGGAUCACCCGACCAUUCACGAAUCCCUCGCUAUUCGUCAUCCUAGCUGCGGCAUACAUCGUCGGAUUCGCCUUCUUUGCCCGAGCGCAAUCGUUCUUGACACCAUCGGACUCCUUCAUUGGUUGCACCGCGACGUAUUGGGCUGCUAACAACGGCUGCGGGAUCAAUGGCGAAAGUUGCGAGCCGUUCACGGAUUCCACACUUGAUUUCCGCUGUCCAGCGGCCUGCGCUUCUGUCGUCCUUGAGAAUCCAAGGACUGUCGGCGACGUCCAGGUCGACUACGUACCGCUCAUCGUAGGCGGAGGCGAUGCGAAUCAGACAUAUAGGGGCGAUACAUUCAUCUGCGCUGCUGCGAUCCAGGCCAUUCCUCGACUAAAGCAAAUUCUGUUAUGCGAUUACAGGUGGCUGCGCGUCUUGGCUCUUGUGGGCAACUACACGAACUAUAUCCCCUUCACCGCCAAUGGGCUGACUUCAAUUGGAUUCCCGACCAUCUUCCCCCUGUCAUAUCGCUUCUUGUCGAGUACGCCUCUGCACCAUUGCGAAGAUCUAAGAACACCCGCGCUCGCUUGGAACGUCAUCAUUACCGCCCUCAUCUUCCUUGUUCUUCGCCCCAAACCUAUCGUCACCUUCUGGUCCUUUGGAGCGUUCCUUCCUGCGUUGUUCGUCUGCUAUGCGUUCUGGCGUCUGGCAAUCCGGUUCACUCUGCCUGCGUUCAAGAAGGCUCCGAUCGAGGCUUCCGUCUGGUAUCUGCCUACGUUCUGGGCCGGCGUCCUUACGAACAUCACCACGGACAAGAUUCCGAUCAACCGUCUCACAUCGUCGGACCUCCAUCAGGAGCCAGGAGCUAUCACCGCACUCGUCAUCAUCAUCAUCAUAGUGCUAGUGAUUGUCGUAAACCAAGUCCGGGUCAUACGCAAGACAGGAUGGCUACCGCACUACCUUGGGUGGUAUGUCGCCGGUGGCUUGGUCACCAUGGUUAUCGCGCUGCUUCCUGGUCUCGAGUUCCGAUUGCACCAUUAUAUCAUCGCGAUGGGCUUCUUGCUGGGUAUGUUCCUCAACGGUAUCGCCGCGUGGGGGUUCGAUUCCAUAUUGCAGACAGCCUCAGACUUGCAAGGCGAUGGCGCGUCCGGGUCGGCCAUGCCGUCGUUCGUCACGAACUCGACCAACUGGAACGCAUUUAUGCCGUUGCAUAAUCAGACCAUCUCCUGGGCAGCGCUGCCCUCCUCUGGUGGUUGGGAUGGCUUCUCCCUCAUCAUUGACGAUGUCGAGCGUUACACGGGCACAGCUUUGAAUUCUCUCUCGCCGCGUUACAAAGCGCCCGCAACUUUAUGGCUGAAUGGGACAUGGGUCGAUCCUAGCCUUGGGACAUCUACGUGA
Molecule: messenger RNA, 1704 nt
Organism: Fomitopsis serialis
Lineage: Eukaryota; Fungi; Basidiomycota; Agaricomycetes; Polyporales; Fomitopsidaceae
Exons: 8
Coding region: 1-1704 (567 amino acids)
Source: RefSeq, a predicted model, not a curated record